Candida albicans SC5314 is the source of this 657-nucleotide messenger RNA. It is a transcript of the gene MED9, whose product is annotated as Med9p. Gene Ontology annotation, molecular function: transcription coregulator activity. Bases 1 to 657 code for a protein of 218 amino acids. Gene Ontology annotation, biological process: regulation of transcription by RNA polymerase II. NCBI's taxonomy places the organism in Eukaryota, Fungi, Ascomycota, Pichiomycetes, Serinales, Debaryomycetaceae. The transcript has a single exon. The record is from RefSeq and is a predicted model, not a curated record. Gene Ontology annotation, cellular component: mediator complex.
AUGUAUUCGAACAGAAAAAUCUCGAGACCCAAGUUCAUAUUGAUUGUGCAACUAAUAAUGAGUAGUCCUCAACCUAAUGAUUCUAAUUCAAAAAUGCCAUCCCCGAUGUUGUCUAAUGAUACCUCGAUGUUGGGUGAUAUUAAUAUAGGUACACCAAUUGACUUAACAAUUGAUAAUUCAGUAAUACAACAAACCCAACAGGAAAAUUUGUCAACAAAUGAUAACAUGGAGGUGGACGAUGUGGUAACAAGUGAAAUAGCCCAGAAUAGUAAUGAAUUGGAGCCUGCUAAAAUUGAAGUCAAGUCUGAACCGCCAGAGCAGUUUACUCAAGAGCAAGCCCAGCUUGAGACUGAACCAGAUGUGGAUCCCAUUGAGAAAAUGAGAUCGCUAGAAAUCUUGCCUGACUUGUUUAAUUUGUUAUAUGAUUUGAAUAAUGAAGAAAACAGCAAGGUAACUCCAAAAGAUUUUGAUAAAUACUUGGGGAGUCUAAGGUUGAAAUUGAGUAAUUUGAAAAAUCUAAUGCUGGAGGUUGAAGGUAUCAAUGAGACGUUGAGUUAUACUUUGGAUAAAAUCGAGAGUUUAAAACAAAACAAUAUAAAGAAGGAAGCAUUUCUACUGAAUUUUAAAAAUAGUGUUAACAUGAACGAAGAGAUAUGA